Messenger RNA from Phlebotomus papatasi, 2367 nucleotides. Its product is annotated as hexamerin-1.1-like. Bases 41 to 2173 code for a protein of 710 amino acids. The transcript has a single exon. Lineage: Eukaryota; Metazoa; Arthropoda; Insecta; Diptera; Psychodidae. The record is from RefSeq and is a predicted model, not a curated record.
UGGGUUUGGGUAUCAGAGUGAUUUUUGUGUUGAAUCCAGAAUGAGAUCCAUCACAAUUUUUGUGCUGGCCUGUGCCACAUUGGCCCUGGGUUACGUUGUGCCGCCGGGUGGUCAAGUGAAAUACGCCGACAAAGAUUUCCUGUACAAGCAGAAGGCUCUCUUUGAAGUCCUACAACAUGUUCAUCAACACGAGAUUCACACAACACUCUGGGAUGAGGCCAAGACAUUCAGCUUCGAGAACUACUUCGACCACUAUUCCAAUGUGACGGCUGUUAAGGAAUUCUACAGCAUCUACAAGCACGGAAUGCUUCCUUUCGAUGAAGUGUUCUCUGUGCUCGAAGAUACUCACCAAUACCAGGUUGUGUCGCUCUUCAAUGUCUUCUACUAUGCCAAAGACUGGGACACAUUCUACAAGAGCGUUGUCUGGGCCCGUUUCCACGUCAACGAAGGCAUGUUCAUCUACGCCUUGACCGCUGCCGUCCUCCAUCGUCCCGACUUUGCUGGUCUUGAACUCCCUGCCAUCUACGAAAUCUACCCCUAUUACUUCUUCAACAGCGAUGUCAUCGCCCUGGCUCAGCAGUACAAGAUGCAAGGAUUCUAUGGCAUGAAGAAGGUCGAAGAUGUCUACACCGUCAUCAUCCCAUCCAACUACACCGGCUGGUACGUUCACACCACUCCUGAUCAGAAGGUCUCCUACUUCACUGAGGAUGUUGGCCUUAACGCCUACUACUACUACUACCACAUGGACUAUCCCUUCUGGAUGGGCGGCAAGGAAUAUGGACUGUACAAGGACCGUCGUGGUGAGCAAUACCUCUUCUUGCACCAGCAAAUCCUCGCCCGUUACUAUCUUGAGCGUCUGUCCAACGACUUGGGCCACAUCCCCGAAUUCAGCUGGUACGAACCUAUCUACACUGGUUACUACCCCAACCUUCGCUACUACAACGGUGUCUACUUCCCAUCCCGCCCCAACUACUACAACUUCUACACCGAGGAGAACUACUUCGAUGUUGACACCCUCUGGACCUAUGAACAGCGUAUCCGUGAUGCCAUUGAUCUUGGUUUCAUCUACCUACCUGACGGUACCCAUGUUGACCUCACCAAGCCCGAUUCCAUUGAAUACCUUGGCAACCUGAUCCAGUCCAACCCUGACUCUGUCAACACCCGCUACUACAAGUACGUCGUGCGUUUUGCCAAGAUGCUCCUCGGUAGCACCGUCGACUACUUCGGUCACUAUGAUGUUGUGCCAAGUGUACUGGAACAAUACGAAACUGCCAUGCGUGACCCACUCUUCUACCAGCUGUACAAGAAAAUCAUCAAGUUCUACUGGCAAUUCAAGGACAAGCUGCCAUCCUACACAGUCGAUGAGAUCAACUUCCCCGGUGUCAAGGUUGAGAAUGUCGAGGUUGACAAGCUCGUAACUUACUUCGACAAGUUCGAUGCUGAUAUCACCAACGCCGUCGAUGUUGAGGUCUACGAUGAGAAGAUGCCCAUGUCUGAAAUGAAGAAGUUCGGAAAGAUGGCUCACUACCAGGGUGAGGACUUUGUCAUCAAGGCUCGCCAGACCCGUCUCAACCACCUGCCCUUCACUGUCAAACUGACCGUACAGUCUGACAAGGCUGUCAAGUCUGUGGUUCGUGUCUACCUUGGUCCCAAGGUUGAUGAGUUCGGUGUUGUGUACGACGUCAAUGAAAACCGUGAGAACUUCGUCCUCUUGGAUGUCUUCCCAUACGAUCUCGUUGUUGGUAAGAACGUCAUCGUCCGUGACUCCAUGUACUUCAGCCAGUUCGUAAAGGACCGCACCACCUACUUCGAACUCUACAAAUGGGUGAUGACUGCCUACUCUGGCGAGACUAAAUUCCCUCUGGACAUGACUGAGGCUCACAAUGGCUUCCCCAGCCGUCUGAUGCUCCCCAAGGGCAAGAAGGGUGGUAUGCCAUUCCAGUUCUACUUCAUUGUAUCCCCCUACCACCCACCCAGUGUACCCCAGUACACCGGAUAUGACCACACCAUCACAGCUGGAGUUGGCUCCGGUGCUCGCUAUGUGGACUCCCUGCCAUUCGGCUAUCCCUUCGACAGGAAAAUCAACGAGUACGUGUGGUACACACCUAACAUGUAUUACCAGGAUGUCCUCAUUUUCCACAAGAAGGAGGCUGACGUCAACACCGUCUACUAAAUACGAUCAACUCUACCAACGCCACAUCAUACAAGAAAAGCAAUCAUAGACGAAAAAUCCAAAAAAAAAAUUGUCGCAAUUAGUGAAAAAUGAAUUAGAAGUGCUGGUCAGUAAAUUAUAUCGCUGUGCAUGAAGUCAUCCAAAUGGGUGGUGAGAAAGCACAAGAAGAAAAUAAUAAAAGAAUUUAAUUUCAA